GAUGCGGGGUCUUAUCCCUUUCCAGUAGCGAAGAUCCCGACCAAGCUCCCGGCCCCAGCACCGAAUAUUCUGGCCAAGCCCGGCCGCGUCCUCGCCCACGGCGGACGGCGGCGACGAAGACCCCUUCCAAAUCCGCUUCCCGCACGCGAUUCUUGCAGGCCGUUGGGAACUUCAACCCCAACAUCCUCGGCUCCCCUCCCUCGAUGACGCCAAAGAACGCGUCUCAAGCAGCGCCCGGCGUCUCCCCCAUUAUCAGCUCUUCCCGAAACCUCUCCCAAGGUACUCUGUCUCUAAGGGAUGAACAGGGGAGAAACAGGACAGGGCUGGGGGUUGUCUGCACACAGAGAUAUUGAGAUAAUUGUCACAGGAGUCGUCCAAUAUCGUGCUUCUUAUUGGAAAAGAGUCCCUGAGUUCGUACAUGCCAACAAGAAAGAAGACUAACAGUGGGUUGUUAAGGUUGGAGAGGAUGAUGGAGUCUGGCAUGGCUGAAGAGGGUGAAGCGGCUGUUGGGGUUAAGUGCUGCGAGUAAUUUUACAGGAGUGAGCUUUCUCAGAAAUCUGCGACCGUUGAAACAUGGAAUACUCCCUCCGUUCCAAAUUACUUGUCGUCGUUUUAGUUCAAAUUUGGAACUAAAACGACGACAAGUAAUUUGGAACGGAGGGAGUACAUGCAAAGAUGGGGAAUAAUCAACAUGAUGCUCUGUCGAGAGAAGUAGAAAUUAAUUAAGCUUCAAGAGGCUGAGACGACUCUUGUAGUACUAAGAGGAAAAGUUAGUUCUGGAAACACCGAUAUCUCUGUACUAUCUAUCUAUGUUGAGCAAAGAAAUUCAUUUUCUUCCUUUCUCAGUCCUCUAUUUUUUAGCAGACCAAGAUGCACAAAAGUGCGGCCUAUAAUAAACUGAAAUAGAAGCAGGUAACUACACUCUAGAGGUAUACAUGAACAAGAGAAAAGAGGAGAACAAUGAUCAAUGGAGAAAUGCACUGCGCUGUUAACUGCUGCUACUAUAACACUGAAGUUUUAAUUGCAGGACACCCUUAAAGAAAGAAAGAAGACUUGUGCUAUCAGAAACCAAUCGAAAAGGAGAAGGCAUAAAUGCAGUGGAUGGACUUGACAUUAAGCUGCUUUGUUAGAUAUACCAGGACGAAGGUUAAAAUCAGAGGGCUUUAACAUCAUGCCAUAGUAUCUCAAGUCGCACUAGAUGAGAAUGUUUCAAGAUGCAAAUAACUUGUGUUAGCCAUUCUUGUUUUGUGUUUAAUUUUAUGCUUUAUUCUUCGACUCGCUAGGAUAUAGUACAAUUUUCAGUUGUGAGCCUAGCAUCUAGCAUCGAUUUUGACCUCUGAAAUUUUGUUUAGCAGGCAGCACCAGCUGCUUUUAGUGCAAAUCACCGAGAGCUAAGGGUAUAUUUGUCCUUGCAUCAUUGUAAUUUUGAUGUUUUGCCUUAUUAAUAAUUUAAUAUCGCGUGUUCCAUCUUGACCCUAUUAUGUUGUGCCUAUAUGUGUUUCUUAUGCGGUUACGAUGGUGACAAUGUGCCUAAUUUGCUGUAUGACAUGCAGCGUGAUCGGUGGGGGUUGAAAGUGUGGCGAUGCCAAUGUCAGAGACUGAACUUGUUAGGUCGGUAAGAAUUAUUUCAUAUUUCUCUAGCUUUGAGAUUGCGGCUUCACUUCUACUCCCUCCGUUCCUAAAUAUUUGUCCUUUUAGAGAUUUCAAAUGGACUAUCACAUACGGAUGUAUAUAGACAUAUUUUAGAGUGUAGAUUCACUCAUUUUGCUCCGUAUGUAGUCACUUGUUGAAAUCUCUAGAAAGACAAAUAUUUAGGAACGGAGAGAGUAGUAUCAUAUCAACUAUAAAUGCAUGUGUUGAUCAUAUAAUUAAUGCGUAAAGAUACCUCGCAAAAAAAUUAAUGCGUAAAGAUAUCUUACAUAAUAUUAAUGUGCAAUUAAUUUCCUCCCUAAUAUCACAUAUACGCAUUUAUUGCAAUUAAUAUUGUAUAUUUAUUAAUGUGCAUAUAUAAGAAGUGUGUGGCAAGGAAAAAAAUGUGGCUUCUCUGGUUCGACCGGAUCCAAGAUUUUGGACUCCUCGAUUAAAAAGAAAGGUUUUACACUCGGCUCGCAAGCACCUGCUCGGCAUCCACUCGCCGGCCGGCCGCCACCGUAUUUUCUUGGUCGGGCCGGCGCGGUGUCGUGCCGCGCCGUGCUGCCUCCCCAGGAUCGCACCGCCGGCCGUGACAGGAGAAAGCAACCGAAAACCAACAAGAGCGGGGGACAGGAAGAUAUCGGAGGCAGCUGCCCCAACCCUAGGCUCUCACAGUAAAAGUGUACCAAAUGGACCAUGGGAGUUCCCCAACGAAGAUAUGUAAGUCUGUUGUGGAUGAAGAUAUCAUCAGCAAUCUACCCGAAGCUCUCAGAGACAAAAUCCUUUGUUGUCUGCCAAUAAAAGAAGCUGUUGGAACAUGCCUCUUGUCAAGGACUUGGAGGUACACAUGGGCUUCAAUGACCGAACUGAUGUUCAGGACAGCUGAUUUCGCUUCAGGAAAUGAUAGUGCAGACGAUGACCGCAGAUUUCUUAAGUUCACUGAUAUGUUUCUCUUCCUCCACAACGGCCCAAUUCUGAAGUUUUGCCUGAAUACCGUAGCGAAUGAAAUGGUAUCCACUGGAGGACACCUUUACCGUUGGAUGCUUAUGCUGUCAAGAAAUAAGAUUAAGGAGAUUCAACUUCAGACAAGUAUACGUGACAGUUACAAGGUCCCGUCUAGUUUUUUCUCCUGCGAUGAACUAGAAUAUGUGUAUCUGCGAGCUUGUGUUUUCACUAGUUUACAUUUGCCACCUCCAUCUAAAGGCUUCAAACAAUUGCAUACUCUUCGUCUAGAAUAUGUUACUGUGGAAGGAAACAGUUUAGGGGAUUUAGUAGCGAGUUGCCCGAAUUUGGAGAAACUUAAUAUUCGUGGAUUGUGUAGCAAAUCCAAUAUAAAUAUUCGUUCAACAAAGCUCAAGGUGCUAAAAAUUGAAGGCUGGUUUACACACCUCAAUCUGCAUGCUCCUUAUCUUACUUCCGUAUGGAUCGGACUGGAACUGAAUUCUGACACAGAUGGUGCUUCGACAACCAGAUGCAACUUCAAUCUUUCUCCAUUUAUUGCUUCUCUUUCAGAUGUUGAGACUAUUAGGUUUCAUGGACACAUCCUUGAGUGCGUAGAACAUGAAUUUCUGAUUCUCAAGCAGCCAAAAUUAUUCAACCGGCUGACAGAGAUAAGCCUGGAGAUCAAUCUCGGUGAUCUCAAGGAAGCAAAUUUUGCCUUGUGCUUAUUUCAGCAUGCCCCCAACCUGCGAUUUGUCAAACUAAAGCUCAUUUCCAGGAAUUCCGUGGUACCAACAGUGCAUUUCUGGGAAUCAAUAGACCGUGAUGUCUGUCUCUUCCAGAACGUUGAAGUACUUGGUUUGUUCGACUUUACUGGCUCCUUUGCGGAGCUAGGCUUCUUGAAAUUUUUACUUGAAGGUGCACCAGUGUUAAGAAAAUUGGGAAUAAUCGACAAGGGAUUGGACAGAAAUGUCCUAAAAAAUCUCCUGAAGCUGAGAAGAACAUCAAAGGAUGCAGAACUAUUGAUUCUUUGAGGCUUGUUUCCCCCAUUAGAAAAAGGUCAACUUCACCACCCUAGUGUUUUAUCCCUACUCUGUUUCCAUGGAGAGGAUCAAGUCCAAUCUCUGAAGGAACAAGUCGAGACAAUUGGAAGGAACGGUGUCAAGCUUGUGUUGGGAACCUCUAACAACUCUACUGCUCUCGUUUGGUGCGAUCUUGCAAGGCACAAGAUCUGAAGUCAGGGUAUACAAGCAUAAGUUAUCCCCAUAAUUUGAUGUUGAAGUUAUCCCGUGUUCCUGUGGAAAACAAUGUUGCCUCAAGAGUUGCUUACUUGUUGUGUCAAAGUUCAGAAAGAAAAUGUUUGGCAGUUCAUAUUGAACUGCGAAAACGUGUUAUAUUUAGGACCAGAGGGUGUAUUUCACUAGCUCGCGGUCGUUCUGUUUUCAACUGUUUGCGCCAUUUGAGAAUGCAGAAAUUUGCACCUGA
Messenger RNA from Triticum aestivum (bread wheat), 4056 nucleotides. Its product is annotated as F-box/FBD/LRR-repeat protein At1g13570. Gene Ontology annotation, molecular function: protein binding. Lineage: Eukaryota; Viridiplantae; Streptophyta; Magnoliopsida; Poales; Poaceae. The transcript is spliced from 8 exons. The record is from RefSeq and is a predicted model, not a curated record. Bases 2322 to 3605 code for a protein of 427 amino acids.